AUGGAGCGCUGGAAGAACCGGGUGGCGUUGGUCACGGGCGCGUCGGUGGGCAUCGGAGCGGCCGUGGCUCGGGCGCUGGUGCAGCACGGGCUGAAAGUGGUGGGCUGCGCCCGGAGCGUGGACAAGAUCGAGAAGUUGGCAGCCGAGUGCGAGAGUGCUGGUUAUCCGGGCGUCCUCAUCCCGUAUAAGUGUGACCUCUCGGUGGAAGAGGAGAUUCUCUCCAUGUUCUCUGCCAUCAAGACUCUCCACCAAGGCGUUGAUGUCUGCAUCAACAAUGCUGGCUUGGCACGGCCUGAACCACUCCUGUCUGGCAAGACCGAGGGCUGGAGAACCAUGAUAGAUGUCAAUAUCCUGGCAGUCAGUAUCUGUACACGAGAGGCUUACCAAUCCAUGAAAGAAAGAAACAUUGAUGACGGCCACAUAAUUAACAUUAACAGCAUGAGUGGUCACAGAAUCAUCCCGGAGUCGGUUGUACACUUUUAUAGCGCCACAAAGUAUGCUGUGACGGCUUUAACCGAAGGGCUUCGGCAGGAACUAAGGGAAGCAAAGACUCACAUACGAGCCACCUGUAUUUCUCCAGGUCUGGUCGAGACUGGAUUCGCUUUUAAACUGCACGAUAAUGACCCGGAAAGAGCUGCAGCCACAUAUGAGAGUAUUAGGUGUCUAAAAGCUGAAGAUAUGGCCAACGCUGUAAUAUAUGUUCUCAGCGCCCCACCUCAUGUACAGAUUGGCGAUAUUCAGAUGAGACCCACCGAACAAAUGUCGUAGCGGAGGAAGAAGAGGAUGGGAGCCAGGCAUCCAGCGCGGGGACACCCUUUCUCCAAACAGGGUUUUCUUCAGAUGACCGGUGACUUGCUAAGGGCCUCGUGGAAAGGCUUGACCCUCAGCCCUUUGCCCUCAUCGCUCUCCUCAGCUGAACUGACCUCAGUGGAAACUGGCAUGAAAAUCCAGUCUUCACAAUAAGUCCUCCACUCAUGCCUUGGUUCUCUCCACCAUGAUUAAUUUGUAAGCAACAGUUCCCAGCUUUUGCACAGAACCCUCUGGGUUGGACUAGAAGACCUCUAAGGUCCCUUCCAAUGGUUAAAGCUUAGAAGCGUCAAUGUCACCGGAUUCUGAUUUUGGGGGAAAGGGACUGACAGCGGAUCCGGACAGCGAACGUUUCAUGAGUGAUUCUUUCAGCUUCCCUUUGUGACUUGCGACCAAUGUACAAUUUUCUGGAAAUUCAUUGAAAUGUCUUUUUCUUUUUAGGUUGUCACCCCCAAACAGUUAAAAUAGGAGUUUCUGUCUUCUGGGCACUGAGGAGUUGCCUUAAUAUCCAU
Molecule: messenger RNA, 1319 nt
Organism: Protobothrops mucrosquamatus (brown spotted pit viper)
Lineage: Eukaryota; Metazoa; Chordata; Lepidosauria; Squamata; Viperidae
Gene: DHRS11
Product: dehydrogenase/reductase 11
Exons: 7
Coding region: 1-768 (255 amino acids)
Molecular function (GO): oxidoreductase activity
Source: RefSeq, a predicted model, not a curated record